GUUCAUCAGCGAAUUGUUUCGAGACCACCGCGACAAAGAGAUCUGUUUUGACCUCCGUUCCAUGCAGCAGGAUGGCAUGCAAUAUCUAGUGUCUCGAAACAGGAAGCAGCUAGCCAGAGAGGUCCUGCGCAAUUACGGGCCGAAACCUUCGCCGGAUGCAGAGGGGAAACUCAGCUCGACUAAGAGAAUCGAUACGUGCGCGUAGCAAUUGGUACGUGUUCUAAAGUUGAUAUUUCAAGCGGCAAGCCUGCAGUGCCUUUGCUACUGGACCAAGGGACUUAGUUGCCCGUUUUUGUACGAGAGCAUCGUGAUUCGCUUGUUACAGGUCCUUUGUUUCGUCAGAGUGUAAUCCGCUGGCUCAGAGCUGUUGCACCUACGGUUACUCCAGCUGUACGAGGCGUGUGAAUAAGACAACAAUCGAUUCCACAAACUGCCACAAUUUUCUUCGUAAAACGGGGAACCACCAAGCGCGCUACCGGCCCAAACGAUGCGCCCGUAAUAGGUGGUCCGUGUGUCUUUCCGUAGCCGUGCAGUGCCCACAUGCAAGUCGUCGUUGUCGACGAUUGCCAUCACGGAGUGCCCAGCAGUGUUGCCGGCGAUACUCUUUCUGCUGUUGACAGCGCUCGGCAAUGGACGCUACCGGCAAGGCGAGCGGCACUGGUCGCGUUUAGCUCAGGCGGCCUUGCCCUUUCAGGACUCGCGUUUUUUUGCAGAGUGCAAAAUGGCACAUUCUGAGAUAUCCUUAUUCGCCGAACAGCUGGACGAGCUCUGUGGCGGCAGCGUGUCGUCUCGCGCAGGCCGUCGCGACGAUGCAAGACUUUCGACCCUCGACACCUCGAUUCUCCGAGGCAGGCAGGCCGGCGACGCUCAUGAGCCACGGCGAAAGAACCGCUGCGGACGGAGUGUGGGCACGCGCGACAGAUUGACUGAAGCUGCCCUCUCCCCCACAGCCGCUGCAUGCGAGGCGGCCCUUCUUAGUUGCAAUAGCUUCAACAGCUACCGCUUGGCAACGGUUAUCCCACCGGAGCCCGGGCGCGGCACAUGGGAAGGCGACAACUUCGAUGCAGACCCUGAAAGUCUUUCCUUGCAGGAAAUCGCUUCCAGGGGAAGUCGUCGACCGCUGCGGAGGGUACCCCAAAGAGGGCGGCACCGAUCGCUCGCUGACACGGAUGUUUCCAAGCGGCCGCUUUUGUCGACUGCGCAACUUGUGGCCCUGUUGAACGCGAGAUCUAGCGGUAACUCUGUGUCCCCCUGCAGCAGAGGUGACGAGCUAAGUUUCUUUGGCGCUGAGGCUGGCGCAGUUUCGGAGCGCAAAAACGUCACUUCGAGUCUUGCCGGGGUUUCGUCCCUCCGCGAGGGUCUUGCGUCCACAGAUGGAGGGGGCAGCCCACACCUUUGGAAAGAUUCCGGCACGGUUUGCGCUGGAAAAGAGGCGCUGCUGAGUGCAGAUCUCGAGUAUCCGUUCUCGGCACGCACUCCAAUUUCGGCCGCUCUUGCCAAUGAUGUUCUCACUGCGGCUGCAGCGGCAGCCGCCAAAGAAGAGGCGGCAGCGCUGCAGUCUGCGCGAGACGCGCUGGGGAGCGCUGUCUUCAGGCAAGCCGUGGCGACCGCAAAGGCUGAGGAGGAACAGAAGCACCUGCUUCAGCUGCUGGCCAAGCAGGCGGAACAACAGGCGGUUGUCUCGCGGGAGUUGGAGAGCCUCCGGAACAGCCAAAAGGCUCUAGCGCAGCAGCAAGAGCAGCUGCAGUUGAAGCAGGAUCUUCUUCAGCGACAAGAAGCUUCAAAUGUAUAUGCGCAGCUCCAGCGAGAGCGCGAUAUCCUCGAGAACCAGCAUGCCAAGCUGCUUAAAGGCUUCUCAGAGCUGCAGCUGCAGAAAGCGACUUUGACCCCGACGCGAGACAACGAGACAGGUCUCCAGGUGUCCACGGAGAUAUCGAAACUGCAGCCAGCCUCACCUGCCCUUCCGUCAUCUGUGAGCAGCCCUGCUGCUUCGCACGCCUCGAGUCCACUCGUUCGGGGUGUCUGCGCAACAGCAGAACGCCCGACGGCCACAACGACGCGGCUUUCUUCAAGCCCCGCCCCGUCGUCCAAAGACCAAUCGGAAGCCGCUCCACUCGCCCUCAAGGUCGGUGGGGCGCCCCGAGGACCGCCUCCUGAACAGACUUCGAACCUCCCUGUGUCUGUGCAUGUUAGCAAAACUGUUACCACGCCACCGAUGCCGCGAGUCUCCCCCGACCCUAGGCUCGGCCCGGCUUCGGGUCCGAGCCCGAUUCGAGUCGUUCGAGCGCUCGCAGGGAAACAGCCGUUGAUUUGCACAGAGAAACAAGGGAAAGUCGUGUCUUCAACGCCUGUAUCGCGUGCACCACGUGUGAGUUACCCAGGUCUUCAGCGCCCCUUUUCAGUUCCUGUCCAGCACAUGAGCCGACAAGCCGCUUCGGUGGCCACAGUCUCGCCGGCAGCUUCUCGACCAUCGGAAGGCGUCCCUUUUUCCAGCUCGAAAACCACCCUAGGCGGGCUCUGCGCAGCUGUCUGCUGCGGCGGCCCACCCUCGACGAUCUCGUCUCCCCACGGAAUGCAUGCUACCGAAUACCCGAUUCUUCCGACUGUUUCCGUCCCGGCAGCAAUACGGUCGUCUUCAGUUCCCCUUACCCCGGCCGUCGGCGCGAGCGGUCCUCGCGCAGCUUCACAAGGGUGGCCACGCGCCGCUACCAGGCCUCUUCAGACGUCGUUGCAUUCAACGGUCGGUGCUGAGGUCGGCGCAAUCGUAGGCUCCCAGCCUGUGGGUUUUGACGCGAAUGCCACGACGGUUUCGUCCUCUUCCGCGUCGCCGGUCCCGCGGGUCUAUUACCGGACUCGUUUCGGUGCCCGCGCGGGACAGCCUUCUGUCACAGUUCCUGUGCCUCCUCAUAGCCAGCCAGGCCCAUACGUGACCUACCGGCCGCUGUUUGCCUUCCCGCAGCAGUCGUCGUGGCUCAGUCCGCUCUCAGUGCCAGGUGUGGUUUUAGGCCCCCCUCGAUCCGCGAGUUCGGACACUUGCGCCCCUCCCUCCCCAGUUGCUCCCGUGCAAGCGGGAACGACUCCAGUGAAUCCCUCUGCACCAGUUGUUGAAUUUUGCCAGCCUGUUGAGAGCGAGAGGGGCUUUUCCCCGUUGCUGAGGCCGCGUGGUCGCGAUUUUCAGCGUGAGCGUUCUCAGCCGGACAGAAGACGAGAGUCUUUCUCCAACGAACGAGGAAAGCAACCGGAAAACAGCACCAUCAGCGGCACGGAGGGUUGGGUGAAAUUUGAGAGUCCGAGAGAGGAACCGUGGGAGCUGGAAGAUGCUGCCUCCGUGAGUGGACGCGUUCUAGAACUCCGACACCAGCGCCGGCAGCUGCAGAAGCAGCGCCAAGCGCUAUUACAACAGCAUUUUGAGCGGGAAGAGGUCGAGCGCGAAAGGAUGAAACGCAAGGAGGAAGAAGAUCGCGCUGUAGUGAAGAAAGAACAGAAGCUCCACCGCUGCCGUGAGGGGGACUGCCCGGAACAAGGGUCUGAACGAAGCCCGUCCGUUUCUGGCGUAAAAACGAACGCGCGUAGGACGGGGAAACCGGAGAAACAGCGCACCCGGACCGCAACGACAGGUGUGCAGACAGGCCAUCCGGCGGCGGCUUCUGCAAGCCAGGUUUCCUGCGUUUUUCGUUCCAGUCCCGCGGCAUCUCCCACACGUCAAGGCAGGGGUGACGUGGCGACACUUGAGAGCCCACCAGAGUUUUGCCACUGGCCUCAGCCACCAGGAACCGGGAAGGAAGCCUGUCUGCAGACGCGGCUUCAGGAGCGAUGGGGACUCGCUGCACCUGGCAACUCGUCCGACAUGUCCGCAGUGACGGCUGCUGCGGCUGCAGCUGCUGCAGAAGCCGCGCGGGCAGCGGCGCGACGAGCGGCUGACGGAGUGCAGGAGGCAGCUGCUGCAAUUCUCGAGCCCAUUCAACCGAUCCAGAAACGACUGGUGCAGCUCUUCGGCAGCCGUGCGCCGUCUCGACGUGAGAAUAUGAGGCGGUACGUGCUCCCGCAAUCCACGUCGCAUCUGACCUACUACUACCCUUCAGUGGGCGUGUCCACAGGCGCUGGCCCUCAAGGAAUGCCCCCUUAUGCAUGGGGAGUGCCUCGUGUGGUUACCGAAGCAACGCGGUAGAGGGUGAUGUGAAUUCUGCCGCACCACACCUCUCCAUAAGAUAGAAGAGUUCUGAGAAGCAUCCGAGAAGCGGAGGUGUCUCUGUGAGAUGCCUCGGCCAGUGCGGGACGUGGAGGUGCACGGAAAGGAAUGUGGUAACUACACUUUUCCUCGAAGGGAAUGACUUCCAGCGGGCACUUGUCACAUGCAAAGAAUAAACGCAGGGUGCUUUUUUUGACAUCUGUCGCUUGAUUGGCUGACUUGAAGCGAGGGGCAUCUCAGACAUGAUGGCGCUGCAGCCAUCGAUGCCAGCCUUUCUAUUGCGUUUCCAUCAGAAAAGCUCUCUCGCCUCAGCCACAGCCGGAACACUCUAACAGGCUCACCACUCUCCAACUAGUUAUGUGUUGGAAGACUACAUAACUGGCAGGUGAAGCGACCUUCCAGUGACCAUUUGUUUGUGGCCGGUUGCCAGUCGUGAGAUAAAUGCUUUUUGCGUAGACACCGCCAGCUCCAAGGCAAGAUAAAGGCUCAAAGGAUACGCGUUCCUCUUGAGUAGCCUUGCUCACAUUUACUGCAGGAGGCGACGGGUUGUCUCCUAUUCCAUAUAUAAGGAAAUAUGUGAAGUCGACCCGAAACUGUCUCAGCAACAGCUGUUGUCGUUCUCGUCCUCUGGACGCUGCGCCCUCAUCGAUCUAUUUUGGUUUCCACCUGUCAACCAGAAGAAACAAGUAUAAAAUCACUCUCCUGGAAGUCACGUGACGCUUCCCGGGAGGUUGGUGAUUCAUUCCUUCAGCUUCUACGAAAAGAAGAAGACCGCACUACAUGGGCUCUCACGUUGGGUCCCUGUCUACGAAUUGAGCGAAAGCGGCAUUGUUUAUUGAUCGUUGUCGUUUGAAACGUCUGUUUGAUGUUGCUUGUUUUGCCGCAACUACACAAACUAGCGUAUCAUAUAUCUGGCCUGGAAUUCAUUCGUCUGAGCGA
Messenger RNA from Toxoplasma gondii ME49, 5128 nucleotides. RefSeq lists its product as hypothetical. The record is from RefSeq and is a predicted model, not a curated record. Lineage: Eukaryota; Apicomplexa; Conoidasida; Eucoccidiorida; Sarcocystidae. The coding region runs from base 722 to 4168 and encodes 1148 amino acids. The transcript has a single exon.